UGUGACAUGUCUCUCAAAUUGAAGUACUUACUUGACAAUUGAGGCUAAAUUUGAGUGUUGUUCAAGUAUUAUGCCAAAAAAUAAACGCAAGAGAAAGGGAAAAAAAGUACUAAAAAGACCACGUUUGGCUGCAUUGAAGGGUUGUACGUUCUGGUGAAGAAAAAAAGUAUUGUACGUUUCUCCUCUUUCUUACAGAAACUACAAAUUAUACUUCCAGUGCACAACCUGGCCUUGGUGCCGCCGAAACAAUGCUGGGUUCCAAGAGCUUGAUAUUCAAGAAGCAAAAAAGAAAGACAAAAAAUGGCAAGAUUAAGAAAUCAAAGAGAAUUUCUGUUUCAGCAAAAGAACAAACGGUGGCCGAACCUUACCAAAUAGUACCAGAAGAAGAAGACGAAGGUUUCAGCUUGAAAGCCUCAGCACAAUCAGAUUCCCACGGAGUUCAGCCACUUGGGAAUCUUUAUUUCAACCCAUCAUCUCAUAAUUCAAGAAACACUGGUCUAGGUAAUCUUCAGACUUUGACUGAUGAGCUUGUUCUUGAUAUUUUAGGUCUUUUGGAAGGUACCCAAUUAGGUAUUUUGUCAACUGUAAGCAAAGGUUUCUAUAUUUUCUGUAAUCAUGAACCUCUUUGGAGGAAUCUUGUAUUGGAGACUUGUAAAGGUGGGUUCUUGUUUAAAGGGUCUUGGAAGUCUACUUUUGUUAGUGCAUAUAGGCCUUCAUUUCCAGUUUUGAGUUUUGGUUUGAAAGUUAGAGACUUUUAUUCUGAUUACUUGUUUCAGAGUUGGCUUUGUGCUAAUCUUGAAAUGAAACCUGAAUGGCUAGAAAGGGAUAAUAUAGCAAGGAGGAAAGGGAUUUCUCUUGAUGAGUUUGUGAUGAAUUUUGAGGAACCAAAUAAGCCGGUUUUGUUAGAAGGGUGCUUGGAGAAUUGGCCUGGAUUGGAGAAAUGGAAUAGGGAUUAUCUGAUUGAGAAAUGUGGGGAUGUGAAAUUUUCAGUAGGGCCAGUGGAGAUGAAGCUUGAAGACUACUUUAAGUACUCUGAUCAAGUGAGGGAAGAAAGGCCCUUGUAUCUGUUUGACCCAAAGUUUGCGACGAAAAUUCCUCAAUUAGGAAAGGAUUAUGAUGUCCCGAUUUACUUCAAUGAGGAUUUGUUUAGUGUUUUGGGUAGUGAGAGGCCAGAUUAUAGGUGGAUUAUAAUUGGACCUGCAGGGUCCGGCUCGUCAUUCCACAUUGAUCCAAAUUCUACCUCUGCUUGGAAUGCGGUAAUCAAAGGAUCCAAGAAAUGGAUAUUAUUCCCCCCUGAUGUGGUGCCACCAGGGGUUCAUCCAAGCCCUGAUGGUGCAGAAGUAGCAAGUCCUGUUUCAAUUAUAGAAUGGUUCAUGAACUUUUAUAAUGCAACCAAGAAUUGGAAAAAGAGACCUAUUGAGUGUGUCUGCAAGGCGGGUGAAGUUAUCUUUGUACCUAAUGGAUGGUGGCAUUUGGUCAUCAAUUUAGAGGAUUCAAUUGCCAUUACCCAGAACUUUGUUAGCAGGAGGAAUUUAGUGAACGUUUUGGAAUUUCUGAAAAGGCCAAAUGCUUGCACUCUUGUGUCUGGAACAAGCGAUAGAGUCAAUUUGCAUGACAAAUUUAAGAAUGCCAUUGACGCAUAUCUUCCUGGUGCUAUUGAUGAGUUGACUCUGAAAGCCGAGGAGAAAGCAGCCCAGGAGAAGAAACCUUCCUUCUGGGAGUCAGUCACUGAUUCUAACGCAGGCGCUUUCAGAUUUUCUUUUUGAUGAAAGGCCAGUGAUGAAAUCUUCACCAGUCAGUCCCGAGGCGAUGGACUCUUACCAAUCUUCUGCACAAACAGAUGACGCUGCAAGAAUGAAACUUAGUGUUUGUUCACUUGACAAGAGGGAUUAUUAAGGUAGUUAUUGACAUUUUAUUCAUUGAUCUUGUAUGCAGGGAGGCUCAAUAUACCAUUUGUUUUCAUUAAGAUUAACAUUGAUCUUGUAGGCAGGGGAGGCUUAAUAUACCAUUUGUUUUCAUUAAGAUAAA
Messenger RNA from Solanum dulcamara, 2028 nucleotides. RefSeq names its product arginine-specific demethylase JMJ22. Gene Ontology annotation, cellular component: nucleus. The record is from RefSeq and is a predicted model, not a curated record. The coding region runs from base 249 to 1766 and encodes 505 amino acids. The transcript is spliced from 2 exons. Lineage: Eukaryota; Viridiplantae; Streptophyta; Magnoliopsida; Solanales; Solanaceae. Gene Ontology annotation, molecular function: protein binding; cis-regulatory region sequence-specific DNA binding.